UUGGAAAUUUGAAACGCCUGAAGGGUUUAUACCGGCAUUCCAAAUUUUGAAUUUUACAAGUCCAGUGCUGGGCACAUCAAUAUUUGAUUGGCGGGGAGGUACAGGAGUAUUUGCUACUUCAUCUUCUCAGUCAUUAUCAAAUAAUUCUUUAAAUCCUGAGGAUUUUACUUGUGGGUAUCAUAUGCUUUAUUUGCGUGGGGGUCUUAUUUUCUCUGAAGGAAUGGCUGAAAAUAAUAUAUCCUCUGGCCAACAACUAAAUCAAGAAAAUUUAUUUUAUGGAAGCAUUUUACAAACAAAAUAUAGAAUUUGUAAAGAUAUAAGAGUAAAUCCGGUUGAAAUAAUAAUGGAUGGAAAUUUGGGUAUAGUCACAUUUAGAGGAGCACCUUAUGACCAAAUAAGUUCUGAGAUUAAUACUCCUCAACAACAACAAAAAAUUCAACGGCCAAUAGGUUUUCGUCUUCAUGUUUAUGCAAAAUGUGGUGGAAUUCUUUGGGUUAAUAGUGAACGUAAAGUGCUUAAUACAGCAAAUGUUGGGUUAAAAAUGCAACAAAAUAUUAAUAAAAUAAAAGAAAAUAAUAAUAGCAAUAUUUGCGAAUGGAAUUUACGUUUGAGUGAAAAUUCUGAAGGCAAUCAGAAAAUCUUUGUUCGUGUCGAGCAAUACUUUUUCCCAUCAUCAACACAAUUAUUAGACCCUAAUAAUAAUGGAGAACCUCCUCAGUUGGAAUUUUUUUGUGGAGAAGAUUCUAAAGGAAUUGUUGAGGCUUCAACACAUUACACAAACACUCAUCAAACACCCCAACUACAACAUUUCCAUGAAUUUGUAUGUGAUCAGAAUCAGGCAAAAUUAGUUGGUAAACAAUUAAAUACAAUGGAAUCAUCUGCUUUUCUUAUUAAUUAUGAUGUUGCAUCCACCUUUUGUGGUGGUCAAUCAAUUAACGAUCAACAAGGCAGACUUGCACUCAAUCCAAUUUUGUCCCCAACAGAAUGUGAAUGGACUAUUAAUGCCGUUAAAGGCUCCCAUGUUUCUAUCCAAAUUCUUGCUUUUUCACUUCCAAAGUCGGAAUUCUGUACAAUUUCAUUUUUGGAAUUUCGAGAAAAAAAUUCGAGUGGACAAUUAAUUGGACGUUUUUGUGGAGAUUUGUUUCCCCCAUCUGUUGAAAAUAUUGAAGGACCUAUUUAUAUUAGAUUGAGACACAAAAUUGAAGAAGAUUUGGAUAUUGAUGGGGGUGAAGGAGAAGGAAAUAAUGAUAAUGGAAAAAUAGCAAGAAUUGAAUUAAAAUAUACAAAAAUUUAUGGCCAAACAUCUUCUCACAUAAUCGAAUCGCCCCCCGAAGGGUUAAUUCAGCCAGUUUCUUGGCGAAUCGCUACAGAAGAUUCUGAGAAUUGGAUUCAGUUUGGAUUGACUGAAUAUAUUUUAGAACAAUUUCCGGCUAGAAUAGAUAUUCACCCAUAUUGGUGUUUUUUGGUUCCUUCCACGUCGGAAGAAGAAGCCUGUGUUGCUAACGAUCCAUUAACUAUUAGCUUUACUUCUCUUUCACCUCCCGAGAGAAAUUAUUUAUAUACUUUACGAUCUAAUAAAGCAACAAUUGUUUUCUAUCCAAAAUGUUUUGUUUCCAAAAAUUGUUUAGUAUCUCCAUUUAAAUUUUAUUGGAAAGAGGUGAAUCCAAGGAAAGGAGAACAUAAUGGGACAUCAGAAAUUGAUAAUAUCGAAAAAUCAAAAGAUGGAGGCUUUAUUUGUGGGGGAGAAUUAACUGCAACAUAUAAAAUACAAAUACUAAAUAGUCCGAUUGAUCAGAAUACAAUGAAAUAUCGUAACAAUGAGAGAUGUAAAUGGACAAUAAGACGUCCCCAAUUUGCCAAUAUUUUGUUGACUGUUACCAAUCUAGAUUUAGAACCCCAUCCAGAAUGUCAAUAUGAUUGGUUAUCUCUUGGGACAGUAAAUUAUGAAAAAGCUAAAGAAUUAGAUAAUAUUCCAACAAUUCAAAGAAUUUGUCAAAAACAACAGCAGCCAUCAACAACAAUUGAAAUAAAUUCAUCAGAGUUUGCUUUUAUUUAUUUCUACACAGACAGGUCUCGGACUAGUGGAGGGUUUUCUCUUAAUUAUUCAUUAUCCUGCAAUUCAAUUGAACUUUUGCUUCCAUCUCAAGGAAUUUUAGACACACAUUUAUCUUUAGAACCUUCACCUGAAGAUUUAACAUUAUCUAUUAAAAAUUUAAAAUGUCACUGGUCAAUUCUUGUUUUAUCGAGAAGGGAUAUUUUUGUUCAAGCUUUGGAUAUGGAUUUAGCCCCGAGGGAGUGGUCUAGCCAGGAAUGUGUGAAUGAUGCUUUAGAAUUUUCAUCUACACCUUUCUAUAGCGAAGAAACAAUUGCUAAUCGUUCUUUAGUACAUUGUGGACAAGAAAAGUUUAAUUUGACAGUUCCUUCUGGUUAUUUAUUCAUUCGCUAUAGAAGAGCUUUACCUAAAGGAAGGGGAUUUAAACUUCGUCUUCACGAAAUUAUCCACGACUGUGCCUCUUCAAUAAUUCAACUUGAUCAAUUUUCUCCUCAAAAAAUAAUUACUUCUCCAGAAUUUCCAUUAUCUUCCCCCAAUUCCUUAGAUUGUAAUUGGAUUCUUAGUGCUCCUCCCGGAAGGCGAUUACAAUUUACAAUUGAUCCAAGAACAUUUCUUUUACAAAAUCCAAUUAGCGGGGAUCGUUGUGAGGAAGAUUAUUUAGAAAUUAGGGAUGGAAGUUCACAUGCUUCAACAUUAGUUGGACGUUUUUGUGAAACAAAUGCUCCAAGUACUUUUAUAUCAACUAGCGAACAUUUGUAUGUUCGUUAUGUGACUGACAGCGAUUCAGAAUCACCUGGUUGGAAUGCCACAAUUAGUUUAUCUUUUUGUGGUGGUUCUGUUGUCCUUGUUUCUGGACAGAAUUCAACAAUUCAUUCUCCCAACUUUCCUGAUGUUUACCCAUCUUCUCUAAAUUGUGAAUGGAUAAUAUUUGCACCGAGAGGGCAUUUUGUUGAAGCAAUGAUGGAACAUUUUUGGUUAUCUGCCACAGAAAAUUGUACUUCUGAAUAUUUAACAAUAAGAGAUUAUAAUUCUACUGGUGAAUAUAUCCAAAAACCUACCUGUUCAAAAUUAACUUUAAAUUCCAAUGGUUUCUAUCGUUCACAACACCGUUCCCUUUCAAUUUUAUUUGUUGUUAAUUACACAACAAGUUCAACAACAACUUCAUAUAUUAGUACAAAUACAGCUGCUAGAGCUGCCCGUUUAUUCUGUUUAGCUAGAAAAUGUGGUUUUAGUCUUCGACUUUGGGCAUCUAAAUUGUCUUGUGGAGGGACAAUAAAGGAUGAUGGAGGGGAAUUGUCUUUGCCUUAUGGAAGUAGUUAUAUGGCAGAAAUACCUCUUUUUUGUCAAUGGAAUUUUCAAGCUGGGAUUGGGUUUAGAUAUUUGUUAGAUUUUGAAUUUUUGGCAGGAAAUGGUGGGGAGGAGGAGGAGAAUGCUUUAAUGCUUCCUUCUAAUAACGCGGAUAAAAUAAAUUGCUUUAUAGAUUUAUUGUUUUAUGAUGGCAUUGACUUUGGUGAUCGAAUAUUAAAUAGUAAUUCUCAAUAUUUUUGUUCUAACAAAACUAGAAUAAUCUCUACUUCUGACAUUUCUAUUUUAAAAUAUGAUAAUAAUAAUUGUGGAGAAAAUUAUUUAAAAGGAUUUUGUAAUUAUGCUAAAAUUGUUAAUUUAUCGCCAAAAAUUGAGUGGAAAUUAUUAAAUAAAAAACAAUUCAAAAUUAAAUAUACAAAAGUGCCGAAAGAUUUAAAUAAUGCUUCUUGUAUGUAUGAAUUAACAAUGGCUGGAAAUUUGAGUUUAAAUAUGCCUCAGGUAAAAUUUGAAAUUUUGAAAAAUAUACUGUAUACGCUCCAAUGA
Messenger RNA from Meloidogyne enterolobii, 3901 nucleotides. NCBI's taxonomy places the organism in Eukaryota, Metazoa, Nematoda, Chromadorea, Rhabditida, Meloidogynidae. The record is from the annotation of a GenBank genome assembly.